Molecule: messenger RNA, 3199 nt
Organism: Oncorhynchus mykiss (rainbow trout)
Lineage: Eukaryota; Metazoa; Chordata; Actinopteri; Salmoniformes; Salmonidae
Product: protein zyg-11 homolog
Cellular component (GO): Cul2-RING ubiquitin ligase complex
Molecular function (GO): protein binding
Source: RefSeq, a predicted model, not a curated record
CUGUGUCAUGACCUUUGUUACUGUCUGUCAACAAAAAUAGCUACAUCUAUCGUUUUCUCCGGUGAAUGUUUACGUUCAAACUGGCUGUGUGUUGAUUUAGAGAUACGUAUUAGCCCUGUUAACUAACGGACAUGGUCUGAAAAUGUUGCAGGAACAUCUCUUUUCGUACCAACAAGUUAGCUAGCUAACGUUAGUUGUUAGCUCUUCGCAACAACUAGUUUCAGCUAGAUUUGGCUAUCUAGGUACAGUAGCAAGUUAACAAGACGAGCCGAGGCUAAAGCUAUAUUUAUUUUUGGUCAGGUGUCGAGCCUUCCCGUCUGUUUCACUGUGCAUGAUAUGGCCUUCAAUUCCUUGACCAUGGAUGAGGCAUCCCCUGCAUCUCUGACGGAUCUGUGUCUGUCCUAUGUCAGUAGGAACCUGGAGAGGUUCUGUGUGAAGCAUGCUGAUGGAUCUCUCUGUCUCAGAGACUCUCUGCUGUUUCCCCAGGAGCUAGCUGACCAGCUGCUGGCUAAGAUGGCCACUGACGGUCUGUUGAAUGACAGUACAGUAGGAGUGUUUCGUAGCAGUGAGUACCUUCGGCUGCGUCGUGCGUGUAUUCGUACGGCCCGUAUCUCUGCCGAGGCGUUCCAGAGAGCUCUCUGUCCUCACCGCCUGCUGGAGCUGGACGCUGCUAGGGUCAACGCUGACCUCACAAUCUCUGACAUACUACAUGGCCUUGCCUCCAACAAACACUGCCGGGUAAGCACACUAAUAAGAGAGCCUCCAGCAGUUAGACACCCACAAACACUAACCUUCUCUCACUCUCCCCCUUCUCCCUCUCCCCCCCAGGAGAGCUUGCAGCGGUUGGUCCUUACAGGUCUGACCAUGUCCUCUCUGGAGGAACCGUCAUGUCACUGUUUCAGCUCUCUCCAGGGGCUGCGGUCCCUCUCCCUGGCCAAUGUGGACUUCUACGACUCUGGGCUGGCUGAUGUGUGUUCCCUGUCCCGCCUGGAGAGCCUGGACCUGUCCAACACCUCCGUGACCAACCUCAACCCUCUACUGGGACUCAGAGAGAGGCUGAGGUCACUAACACUACACCAGCUGAAGAGGCUGGAGAUGAGCACUGCCCAGCUACUAGCUGUCAUUGGACAACUGGAGGCACUGCAGCACUUGGACAUCAGUGAUGAUAAACAGUUCACAUCAGAUGUGGCUCGUCAGCUGCUGGGUGAGCCUGGGAUCCUGCCUGCUCUGGUCUCGCUGGAUGUGUCUGGACGCAAACAGGUGACGGAUGCGGCGGUCAAGGCAUUUGUAGAGGAGCGUCCAGGGAUGACCUUUGUUGGUCUGCUGGCUACAGACGCUGGCUUCUCUAACUUCCUCAAUGGAAAGGGCAGCCUCAAGGUGACAGGAGAGGCCAAUGAGACUCAGAUCUGUGAGGCGCUGCGUCGCUACAGUGAGAGGGAGGGCUUUGUCAGAGAGGCUCUGUUUCAUCUCUUCAGUCUCACACACGUCAUGGAGAAACCACGCCCUGACAUACUCAAGUUGGUAGUUUUGGGGAUGAAGAACCACCCUGCCACCCUGAACGUCCAGUUGGCAGCCAGUGCAUGUGUGUUUAACCUGACCAAGCAGGACCUGGCAGCGGGCAUACCUGUUAGACUGCUGGGCACAGUCACUCAACUACUGCUGGAGGCCAUGUGCACCUUCCCUAACCACCAACAGUUGCAGAAGAAUUGCCUGCUCUCUCUGUGCAGUGAUCGCAUACUGCAGGAGGUUCCCUUCAACAGGUUUGAAGCAGCUAAGCUGGUGAUGCAGUGGUUAUGUAACCAUGAGGACCAGAACAUGCAGAGGAUGGCUGUGGCUAUCAUCUCUAUACUGGCUGCCAAGUUGUCUACAGAGCAGACGGCACAGCUGGGAGCAGAGCUCUUCAUAGUGAAGCAGCUUCUCCACAUUGUGCAUCAGAAGGCUACCCAGGGCGUGGUGGACGCCACCCUCAAGUUCACACUGAGCGCGCUCUGGAACCUCACUGACGAAUCACCAACCACCUGCCGCCAUUUUAUAGAGAACCAGGGACUGGACCUGUUCAUCAAAGUACUGGAGUCAUUCCCCUCUGAGUCUUCCAUCCAACAGAAGGUGUUGGGGCUGCUGAAUAACAUAGCGGAGGUUGGGGAGCUGCAUGUGGAGCUGAUGGUUCAGGGCUUCCUGGAUCACAUCUGCUCCCUGCUCCACAGCCCUGAGGUGGAGGUGUCCUACUUCGCUGCUGGGAUACUGGCCCACCUCACCUCCAGAGGAGAGGCUGCUUGGACACUCAGUAUCACACUGAGGUCUGACCUGCUAGAACAACUGCACUCUACCAUCCUGAAGUGGCCGACACCAGCGUGUGAGAUGGUGGCCUACAGGUCCUUUAACCCUUUCUUCCCCCUGUUGGAGUGUUUCCACACCCCAGGAGUUCAGCUGUGGGCGGCCUGGGCCAUGCAGCAUGUCUGCAGCAAGAACGCCCCUCGGUACUGCAGUAUGCUGCUGGACGAGGGAGGUCUGCAUCAGUUGGAGAAGGUCCAGACACACCCUGACACCCACGCAGACGUCAUGCGAUUGGCCGAGAGCAUUCUGGAGAGCCUGCAGCGCCACCAAGCUCGCACCAGGCAGACCACACAGACACACACACACACCCGCUGCCCGCUACAACCCCACACACACAAAGAGGGUGACAAGCCCUGAUCAGAACCUAUCCCACUGCUACCUUCAGGACAAGAGGCCAUUGAAAGUGUGUGCGUGAGUGCGUUCAUUAGACAGGGGUGAGGACGGACACCUUGUCACCCCCCAUCCUGUCUGAAGGUGGUGCUAUAAAGUGAAUGAGAGGACAGAAACUAUGCAUUUCUUUGCACACACACCUUGCUAUGUUUUCUAGAGUUUGGUAAGCAAAAGUAGUACUAUGUGGCUACUUAUGCGUGCUACUGAUAAGCAAAUUAAUAUUAUGGAAAACAAAAUGCUAAGAAAAUAGUUGUUGGUUAAAAACACUAAGGUCGAUGUCUAUGCCCCCACGUAAAUCUAUUUAUAAUGAAAUAAUCACCAUAGAAAUCUGUUCAUUUAAACUAGAGACGUUUUUUUGCAUUUGAUGCAUCUCAAUCCACCACAUCCACCUACAGUACCAGUCAAAAGUUUGGACACACCUACUCAUUCAAGGGUUUUUAUUUAUUUUUACUAUUUUCUACAUUGUAGAAUGAUA